Cydia pomonella (codling moth) is the source of this 3691-nucleotide messenger RNA. Its product is annotated as putative carbonic anhydrase 5. The record is from RefSeq and is a predicted model, not a curated record. The transcript has 8 exons. The coding region runs from base 207 to 1169 and encodes 320 amino acids. Gene Ontology annotation, molecular function: carbonate dehydratase activity; zinc ion binding. NCBI's taxonomy places the organism in Eukaryota, Metazoa, Arthropoda, Insecta, Lepidoptera, Tortricidae.
CGGGCCUACAACGUCAGAGCGCGAGUCGCACGGCGCGCGCCGCCGGUUCGCGAUAAAAAAAUAAAAACAAAAAAAUACGCAAAAUGUAUAAAAAGUUGACAACAAAGUGUCACAGCUCAGUUGUCGUAGGCCGGUGUGCAUGUGUGCAUGUGAAUUUAUAAAUUCAAAUUAAGAAAGUUCUUAAUUUGAAUUACGUGUGUCUGAAAAUGAAGGCGUUUAUUGUUAUUAUUUGCUGUAUAGGUCUAAGUUAUGAAGCUGAAUGGAGUUAUGAAGGCGAGUAUCAAUGGCCCGGAGUAUGCAGCUCUGGUACUCAGCAGUCCCCUAUCGACAUAUCGACCCGGGACGCGGUGGUAGACCGCCACCAAGCUCACAUCCAGGGCCCUUUGGUCUUCCGGGGCUAUCAGCAGGUCACGACCACGGCACUCAACAAUGGACAUACCUUAAAGUGGUCUUCAGUUCCCGGAACACCGGCCCCUGUAUUGUCUGGUGGUCCCCUAAGAGGGAACUAUACCUUCCUCCAGUUUCAUCUUCAUUGGCUAUCUGAACACGCUAUCGACGGAUUCAAGUAUCCUUUGGAGAUCCACAUGGUACAUGUCAAGACUGGGCUAAACGUAGAGGAGGCUCUGGCGCGCCCUGAUGGAAUUACUGUUAUAGGGGUGCUUUGCGUGUUGAAAAGCGGGGCAGCAGCGGAACACGCUCUUGCUCAAAUUGUCCCUUCUCUACCUGAACUGACCUACCGUAUGGAUCCUGACAACCAAACCAUGGCUGAAAUCAUCGAUUUGUCCCGCCUUCUGAGCCCGGAGCCGCAGUCGUUCUAUACGUACCACGGCUCGCUGACCACGCCCCAGUGCCAGGAAGCCGUCACCUGGAUUGUAAUGGACAAGCCACUUGUGAUCUCUGAUAAUCAGUACAAACUGUUCAGCAAGAUUGACAUCGGCGGGAACACAUUCAACUACCGCGGCCUGCACCCCACCAACCGCAUCGUCUACCGCUCCAUGGCCUCCUGCGCUUCCAUCGCCUCUCCAACCUUCAUUGGUUUUCUUUUCUCCCUCAUCAUGUGCGCCAAAUCCAUCAUGGCGACCACGCUGACCAAAGGCGUCUGUAUUAUUACGAAUAUGAAGAGGAGACUUUUUGGAUUUAGCAUUAAGGAGUGCAGUAAGCUUGGCUGAUUUAAUGUUUUCAAGGUCUUUUCCCUUCAUAUUUUAAUAGCUUCCUAGGUAUUAUUUUACUUCCUUAUUCCCUUCUUCAUUGACCAUCGUUAUUCUGGUCAGUGUUAUAAUUUAUAGAAGAGAGUGUUCAAUUUGAUUCCAGUGUAAAAUAAGUUCGUGUGACUAGGCAUUAGGUAGACUAUGUCUGUUUAUUUGAUGUUUGUGGAAAAUCUGUGGCUGUAAAUAUAAAGAGAUUUAGUUUGAACGAACAGAUAUAUAUACCUAUAUGAAAACUUAUACAGUAUUUGAACUCCCUGGGUAAUUGUAAUGAUAAUGACAUACGUACAUAGGUGCGGUACCUACCUAUUAUCAUUGCAUUGUUGUGUCUUAAUGAAGAUAGUGAUGAACUUGGAAUAUUUAUAUAUGUGUUAGAUAAACAUCCAAUAUUCACAAUACAUCUGUUUUUAUCUACUAACAUACUAUUGUUUGUAAUACGCCAAAAGAAUAUAAGUAAAAAUUUAAUAUCAUUCUACUAAUCUUCAACUAAUCCAAAAUAUUAUACCAAAGUCUUAUACGAAAAGUAAUAAAGAUUGAUAAUUUGCAUAAUUAUCUGAAGUCAUAUAAGAGCUCAAUAAAAAUAAUUUAUGACAAUUAAUAACAAUCAAUAUUGUCAGAUCCGGUCAUAAAACAAUCAUGAUAUAAGUGGUUAAGUUGUAACUCACUGUUUUAUAGGCGCGACAGGCAAUUUAAGAUAGAAGGAAGUCUUAACAUACAUAAUACCUAUUCAGAUUACUUAGUCUGAAUGAAAAUGUAUAUAAAAUAUAACAAUAGAUGCAUUGUUAAUAUUUACACAUUAAUUUAAAAAAAAACAUUUAUUUCAGACAACACUGUUACAUAGGGUCCAUAUGUUCCAAAAAACUAAAACUAUGGCCUAAGCCUAUACUUAUAAAAUAAAUGGCCUCUUUGGCCCCCUAACUCCCUUUAAGUGUACUACAACAUGCCUGUUGAAUUGACAAUACCCAGUUAUACAAAAGCUAGUGAACAUUGAGGACUGUUGCUUCAAUUGUUAAAGUACCGUCAAUCGGGGUGAAUAGGGACGACUGGGGUGAAUGGAACUAUGAAUCAGAUUUUGUGCCUAUUCCCUUCAGCCAUCCCAAUCUACCCCGGGUGAUGAUAUUUAAAAUUAGCAACUAACACAAAUAAUGCCAAGUUUCAAGUUAAGCUUAGAGUAAAAUAACGAUAAAAUGUAUGAGUAAUAUUAUAAUUUAGCGUGCAAAAAACCUAGCUCAUAUAGCUUCAUUUUGAAUUACUUCUUUCCGAAAUAUCGUUUAUUUUUACAUAUAAGAUAUUUUUAGGGUUCCGUACUCAAAGGGUCAAACGGGACCCUAUUACUGAGACUCCGCUGUCCGUCCGUCCGUCGAACCGUGAUAGUUAGCCAGUCGAAAUGUCUACACAUUAUGUAUUUCUGUUGCCGCUACAACAACAAAUACUAAAAACAGAAUAAAAUAAAUAUUUCUUUCCAAUCUCGAGGUUCUCAUCCAAUCACCGCAGUUAAGCAACGUCGGGCGGGUUCAGUACUUGGAUGGGUGACCGUUUUUUAUAGAUAAUGGUACGGAACCCUUCCUGUGCGAACCCCACUCGCACUUGGUCGGUUUUUUUUAUUAUAUCCAUGUUGUAAAUUUAUUUUGCACGUGAUGUACGCAUGUACCAUGACGUCCAUGACAUUACAUUAUAGCAGAUUAAAAUUUAAGCUGCAUUAUUUGUCUAAUCAAUAAUUUAGAUGCAAUCUAUAUCUCAACAUCUAAUAAAUGUUGCGACUGAUGUCUAGUGAUAAAAAUAAUCCAAAUUUUAUUUAUGCCGAGUUGUUAAAAUAAUUUAUGAAUAAUUGUUAAGUUGUAAAUUAGUUAUCAUAUUGGCUGUGACAUUACUAUAUUUAUUAUUUUAAAGUAAGUAUAUUUAAUGCUGGAUUGUUUGUGUUAAAUCAGUUUACAGAUUGAGUAAUUCAAAUCGGCAAUUGGAAAUCACCACUACUUUGAUCUUAGGAGUCAUUCAUAAAGCUGUACAAAGACAGGCAUUUUUUUUUUAAAGAAAAUUAUCAUUUGAAUUGCUCAAUAAAUACCAUUAUUUGAAAUGCGGUAAAAGUUAACUAAUGCUAGCGGCUUAACUCGUUUAGGUUGCACUCGGUCUAUAUUUUGUUUGAUUUUAAUUAUCUAUAAAAUAGAUAUAAAUUCAGUUUGUUUGUAAGUGAUAAUGAAAAAUAAAAUGGCAACGAUAUAAAUGCAAAGUGCCAUAAAAUAAUAUGACAACAGAAAACCUAAGAUAUUUCAUAUCGGCAACCCAGUAAGUUACCUAUGUCAGCAUUAAACGAUAUAUUUUAAGUAAAUUAUACUUAAGUUUUCUAAGUUUGAGCAUUUCUUUUUAUCUUGAUAUAUCUAUGUUUGCUAAAUUUGGCAAAAAAUGUUUUGUACAAUAUUUUAUUUAUAAGGUUGUGUUUUGUCCUAGCAUAUUAAGAAAAUCAGUCAAUAAAUAAGUAUACGAACAUA